Molecule: messenger RNA, 2277 nt
Organism: Pseudopodoces humilis (Tibetan ground-tit)
Lineage: Eukaryota; Metazoa; Chordata; Aves; Passeriformes; Paridae
Source: RefSeq, a predicted model, not a curated record
CCGGGAUGGAGCAGGGCAUGCCGGAGCGAGGCCAAAACUCUGUGACUCUCCUUCCUGCCCCGGGCGGGGAGCAGAACACACAAGGAAAGGCUCGGGGGUCUGGAUGAGGGUGGGGACAGUUCAAUCCUUGGUCACGGGCACAGCACACCUGACUUGGGGAAAUUAAUUGAAUUUAUUGUCCAACAUGUCCGAGCAAGAAAACGAGAAGUAAAGUAAUUCCUACGGAAAUCCAUCUUCCCCCCAGCUGUCCCUCCUUCCCGGGCUUAACUUUCUGCCCCUGUCCGUCCCCCUCCCCGCCCAGAGGCACAGGGAUGGGGGUCACAGUCAGGUCAUGUCACUGCCUCCCCCUGAGGGCCAGGAAUCCUUGUCCUGCUGCAGCCUGGGGUCCCUCCCAGGGGACAGAGUCCCUCAGGAGCAGGCUGCUCCAGCGGGGAUCGCCAGGGGGAUCCCCGAGUCCGGCCAGGAGCCACUUCCAUGGCUCUGCAGGGGCUUCCCCCGGGCUCGGGGCCUCUCUCAGGCACCCCCUGCUCCGGCCCGGCCUCAUUGCCCCCCUCACCCCCCCAUGCAGCGAGUGCCCGGGCAGGGAGAUCCACGAUUUUCACGGGGUUGAAUCUUGGUGUUUCUGAGCUUUAUUGGGCUGAAUGUUGGAGUUUUGCUUUUUUGUGGGGGCUGAGUCUUUGUAUUUUGGGGGGAUAUCAGAUUUUUGGUGUUUUGGAAGUUUUUGAUCUGUUUUGAUGUUUGGAGGAUGUUUGUGCUGAAUCUUGGUGUCCUGGAGGUUCUUCCAGACACAAGGUGCCAAAUGACUUUCUGAGAUGAACUUGGGCAAGGAAGAACCCCCAGCCCAAGGCGCUCUCCUCUUGCUUUUUCCCCCAAACCAGGAUUUCUUAUUCCUAAGGCGUGGCUGGAUGGAGGAGAAGGAAAAGCCCCAGAGAUGCCACACAAGGAGGGGCUGCAAACCCAGCCCAGGGAGCUGCAGGGAGGAAGGAUCCCCCCUGUGCCAGGAAGGCGGCUGGAGAUCCAGCCAGAGCUCGGAGCUGGGGGAGAAGCCUCAUGGAGGGGAGAAGCCCCACAAGUGCUUGGAAUGUGGGAUGGGAUUCAGAAAGAGCUCCCACCUGAUCCGGCACCAGAGCAUCCACACUGGGAAAAAGGCCUACGAGUGUGGGGAAUGUGGGAAGAGCUUCAGUGACCUCUCCAACCUGAUGCAUCACCAGAGGAGCCACACAGGGGAACGGCCCUACACCUGCUUGGAAUGUGGGAAGAGCUUUGGGUGGAGCUCCAAUCUGAGGACACACCAGCUCAUCCACACUGGGGAGAGGCCCUACGAGUGUCCCGAGUGUGGGAAGAGGUUUAAGCGCAGUUCCCAUGUCCUCCUACAUGAGCGGAUUCACACAGGCGAGAGGCCCUUCCGCUGCCCCGACUGCGGGAAGGGCUUCAACCGCAACACCCACCUCACUCUCCACCGGCGCAUCCACACUGGGGAGAGGCCCUACGAGUGUCCCCAGUGUGGGAAGAGCUUCUCACAGAGAUCUAACUUGACCCAACACCAACGGAGGCACCACUAAGGGAAGCCCUGCGAGUGCCCCGAGUGCGGGAAGAGCUUUGUGCGCUGCUCCAGCUCCAUCCCCCAUGGGAGGAUCGGCGUUGGAUGAUCCCCAGUGACCCCCGUUGGGCAGAGCCCUGGUGAUCCGUGGUCCUGGUGAUCCGUGUUGGGAAGACACCUGGCUGGGAGGCUCCACAUCUUCCUGGCUCCCUGUGGGCACCUGGAUCAACACCGGAGCAGGAACAUCUAUUGGGACACAGACAUAGGGAAUUCCUUUGGGAGAGCGGAUUUGUUGAUUUUGAUGGCAAAGAAGUAUUUUGCUUUCAGUCCAAUCUUCUGCUGCCAUCAAGGAAUACUGGAUGCUCUUGGAGAUCUUUUCCCACCUCAGUCAAGGGUGUUUUCCUCAGCCAAAUGUUGAUGAACUGAGGCAAAGACCAAGAUUUUGGAGGUAGUGGUGUGGAAAGCCCUCCAAAAAAUGCUCUUCCCUCCCACCCAGGCAUGUGGGUCCUCAGCUGGCAGAGACACAAAAAUCCUUUCCUUUUGGGUUUGAUUUGCUUUUGAUUUUUCUUUAUCCUUUCAAAACAUGCAACUUCGGAUUAAAAAUAAAGACACUGAAGUAAGACACAGGUGAGGACAUUGAGGGACAUAGACAUGGUGGGCCAUGGACAUGGAGAGUGACUUGGGGACACAGGGACAGGGAUGGGGACGUGGCCAUUCAUGGGGACGUGAGGAGACAC